This is a messenger RNA of Rhagoletis zephyria (snowberry fruit fly), 5262 nucleotides long. RefSeq names its product cerebellar degeneration-related protein 2-like (gene Cen). The record is from RefSeq and is a predicted model, not a curated record. Lineage: Eukaryota; Metazoa; Arthropoda; Insecta; Diptera; Tephritidae.
CAGUCGUUGACUGGACGUGCUGCCGAUAACAACGUUUCUUGAUUGUGUUCCACGGCUUUUUGGAUGAACAUAAAGUUUUUAAACUCACAGAGUUCUUCAUUCUUGCUCUGUGCUAGCUUUGCGUGCGCGUCGAUUGUGAUUUUAUACCUUUUCCAUUAUUGUGCUUUUUUCUAUGAAACUUACUGGCGCAUCAACAGCGCAAUCGGUAAACCAGUUCGCCUCUGCUUUAGGCGGAUGGACGGACGGACGGACGGAUAUAUACUAUACAUAUGUAUGUAUGUAUAUAUGUACAUUGGGAAACGAGUAAUCAGUGCAGCUGUGAGUGAAUGUUGGAAUAGCGAAGCGCGUUGAAAAGAAAGAAUUUAUGCUAUGCUAGGCAUUACUAUUUUGCGGUUUUAAGUGAGGUUUUCUUUUUGUUUAGUGAUGGUGUAUUGAAUUAUUGUUGUUGUACACUUAGCAUACCUGUGCAAUAAAUGAAAGAAAAAAAAACAAAAGCAAACGAUUUUUGAAACGAUUUGGUCAACAUGACAAUAAGAACAACUGUGCAAAGAAGAAUAACGAACAAAUUCAAAUUCGAUUCCAAUUAUUUCAUGCUAUCCGAACUGUUUCCGUGGCAGGUAGUUUGACAGAGUUUUAUGUAUUGUGCGAUUGCCUUGCUUUUGUAUUCCAGUUGCCGUGUCGAUGUGGAUUAACUUCUGUUCUGUGUUGAGUGUAAAAACCUGAUGUACAUAAUAAGAAAGGCACAUAAAACAGAAACUGAAUCAUAAACAGCAUACAAAAACAAAAGCAACACAGCGCGCAACAAAAAGUGAACUGCAGUUGAUUAAAAUCCAGCUGGAAGCUGCAUUGUUCUCGUUCUCGAUCUGCGCGAUCUCCUCUCUGCAUUCGUCUGGGGUUCGCAGUACUUUGGACAGCCGUACAGUUGGUUUGGGUAUCUGCUGGCUGCUGCCAGUCGCCCGUCUCAGCAAUUCUUUCAGCCUUCAAGGCAAACCAGCAGUGCGUUGACUUGGAUCUUGCAUCUUUCAACUCGGAUCUGUAUUGGAUUCUCGUUUUGCUGCAGGCGUUUAGCUGCCGUACACCGAUUCUGUAUCUUUUUACCUGUCUGCCAUUUAUCGCACUUGCCUCGCUGCACGUAUAAACCUUGGACGGCGCGCGCCCUCUUGCCUUCGCAGCGCAACACAUAGCCCUUGCUGUGUGCGCGCGAUCCAUGGCAGUCAAACCAGAUGUACCAAAAGCGUAGCUAAACCAACUUGUUGUGUGCGUGGUCUGUCGUUAAUUACUAAAUACUUGCCAAUAGCAUCAGCCGCCACACCAGCAGUAACUCUGCACAAACAGGAAAACUUUGCAUCAGUUUUGUGAAUUUUUUCAAUUUUCUUCGCAGUGUUCUUCUUAUAGUGUUUGGUAUUUGAAAAUAACGGCAAAGAGAGCUGAGUACGUUUCGCAAAAAUUGCGCACGCAAAAUGUGAACAGUCUUUGCUUACAUAAAUUGUUUCGCAUCUGCCUUCAAUAAGCAAAAUACAAAUAAAUGAGUGAGUACAAAUGUGUAGAGCGCGCCGCGUGCAACACGCCUGCGCGCAUCCCCUCCACAGAGAAGCCAAGCAAAUCGUUCUGCUCGCUAGCCUAUUUGGCCAAGUCCACUGUCGCCAUAAAUAGCAGCAGCGAUGUAAGAAUUGUAAAGGGGCCCGGCUACAAGGCACUCAACUCUAGCGCGCCGCACACGCCGAAUGUUGCAGCUACCGCGAAAGUGAAUGAGCGCGGCUCACCUGGUUUACCGACUGGUGCGGCGACAGCAAUCAACAACCAUGAAGACAACAAUAGUCAGCCUAAAGAUGCGCCCUUGACUACGACGACGGCAAGUGCAGUCAGCGGACAGGCCAACAAGGACAAUGCGCAAGUGGACCUGAAUGCAGGCGAUGCCGAUGCCGAUGUGUUUGGUGUAAUCAAUGAAGAGGACGCUACUGAUCCUGCUAUUGACCAGUUGGAUGGCGUCGAUGUGCGACGUCCAUGGGAACUAGGCGCACAAAAUGGCUUUGUACGCCGCAUUCCGCCCGCGCUGAUGACACCCGCAAACACACAGAAUGGCUAUCAACAUGGCCCAAAUGGGUUGGCAUCACUGUCGAAAUUGAAUAGUAUGGACUGCUGGGAUUACACCAUCGAACUGGAAUGCCUUAAUGGCCCGCAAGGUUACUUCAAUGGUGAUCGGGGGCGACACCUUAGCUCCAUAAAUAACAAUCUCUUACAUAUCGAAUGCCAAAAGCAAAUCAAAGAAAAAGUGCAACUGACCCAUUUAACGCACGAACGCCUGUGGCAUGCCGCAGCUGCCGGGCCGCGAAGCAGCACGUCAAGUGCGCGUGAACACGCUUUGAAGGCGCGGCUGCUGCUGCUGCAGUGGUUCGUGGUGUGGCGACUUCCGCACUCUCGCGCCAAAUUGCGCAGCGCCGAGUACUUGAAGAAACACACAAACGCACUGCGUGAGGUCAACGAUACGCGCCUGAAGGUGUACGAGCAACUGGACAUUGGCAUACAGGAUUUGGAGCGCGCCAACCAGCGGCUGACCGCCGAGAACACAUCCGACAAGAAGCAUAUAAAGACACUUGUGCAAAACAUCGAAACGCUUGAGGCGCGUCAAGAUGAGCUCAACAAGCAGUUGGAAGAGCUGCGACAAGUGCUCUCCAUGGAGCGGCGAAAAAACGAGCGCCUCAGCAGUGCCAAUGAGAAACGCAAUGCCGCGGGUGCGGCCAACGAGCUGAACAGAAGCAAUGGAGCAUGGAAUGGUGGCGCAGCCGAAGAGGCAAAUGCAACAAGCAAUGGUGAUGGCAGCAGUGGUGAAGUGCUGGGUUUCGAAGCCAACACCACUGCACCUGAGAGCUGCAGUUUUGCUUUCGCCUCCGCAGCGUCACUGGACAGUAAAGUCAACUCGACCAGCAUCGGCACCAGCCAUAGCCACAGCCACAGCCAAAACAAUUCGUUGGCUCUGAGCGAUUUGGUGUGCGGCGCUGAGGACAGCGAGGAGAUUAUUAAGCUCGUCAACGAUUUGGAGAUGACGAAGAAGGCUUUCGUGGCCGAGCAGCAGCGUUGCACUGAGUUGGAGGAGCAACUGAUGGCCAUAAUACAAGAGAAUCAGACGUUGCAGAGCCGCUUGGCGAACAAUAGUCCAAAUGAGGAAAUGCGCUCCAUGCAGGAGGAGCUGUCCAUAUUGGAUGAAGUGCGGCAAGGUAAAAUGUGCAGCCGUUGCUUGCGCGUGGUUGAGGAGCGCGGCACCAUCGGCGACGAGCAGUCAUCGCUGGCCCCCACAGAAGAGUACCACGAGGAUGAGGAGCAAAGUUUGCUCGAUAAUGCCAGCGAAUGCUCACAGGCCGCCUAUCGUCCGGGUGUAUCGAUUAAGGUCUCUUCUCGCAUUACCGACUCUUUGGAUUUGAACAUUCCUGGCAGUCCCAAUCCGUAUCGCGAGCUUGUGGAGAAAUACGAAGCUCUCCUCGAGGUGCAAUGCUCCGCUAUCGCACGCAAAAUAACACUACAGGUGGCGUGGCUUGGCUCGGGUGGCGGCAGUGGCAGUGGUGGUGAUGGCAUGUCAUUGGCCGACGAGUUUCAGUCAUCCGGCGAGUUUAGUCAGUCACAAAAGUCUUCUCAUACGCCAUCGUACGUUGCGGAUGAGGCUGUAGCCGAUGACAGCGGUGGCGCUGUGGGCGGUUACAGCUCCAAUGGCAGUGUGCCAAAUGGCGACGAUUCAGGUGCGCAAAUCUGCGCUAACGAAAGCACUGGCAAAGCAACUAUGAACAGCACAAAGGACAUGCGUGGUCGCACACCCACUGAGUACUCAGAGGCGGAGACUUCAUCUUCUGGCUAUGCCGACGAAACGAGCAACAAGUGCACGCAGACAGAGAAUCGGCCUGGGUCAUUCUUGUGCACCAUCGGCGAUGGUGAGGUGUGCAAGUUCAGCAUUUAUGAUGACGCCAGUCCCAUUGAAUCGCAUUUCCGCAAUCGACCGGAGUAUAAGGAACUAUUCAAAGAGAUAUUUGCUGUUUUGAAGAAGGCGGCCACCAAUAAGGAAGAGGGUGAGAAAUUGCCUUUGCUCGACGACUCGGAGCCCGUAGCAGUUAGCGCUAGCAACGUCGCCAAGGUGCCGCCAGUGACGCCUGCCAAUGAAGAGCUGCCAAUCGAUUUCGCUGACGAUGCACAGAGCGUCAUUUCGUCUGCGGUUUCCGAACAAUCGUUCGCCAUGUCCGAGUGCAUAACAAAGUUGGAGCGUAAGACCGCCAAGAAGCACAUCAUCGAGAAGAAUCAAGAGAAUCAGCCGCCCAUGCAUGUGGGCACCUCCAUCACCACACUGGUUGUUGGCGCCAACUCGCCAAUUGUCGAAAAUGGCCGCGUUCUGACACCACUUAAGCGUGAGCCGCUCGAAUACCUGUCGGUUGGCGUGGGUAUAAAGAAGAAGAACCGUCGCAAGAACCGCAACUUUAGCGGUGAUCGCUCCGAGUCGCCUGCCACGCUGCCAUCGCCGCCGCGCUUCUUCGUCGCCAGUGGCAAGAAACGACGCGAUGUGCGCCCCUAUGUGCAAUCGCCACUGGCCAGCACCGGCGCCGAACAGCCACGCUCCUCACGCGCACGCUACGAAUGGAACGGCAGCUCGAUGGUCAUUUACAAUCGUAGCUUGAAUUCGCCUGCCGCCGCCGCCGCCGCCGCUGCCACUCAGUCCACGCUGCGGGGUCGUGAAUUGGAUUUAAGUAAUCUAGAAUAUCGGCCAAGCUUUCUGUCCAUGGAACUCAAUCAAUUGAAGAAUCUGGAGAUGUCGUAUGCUGAGGUGCUGCGCAGCGCGGACAGCUGCAAGCACGCGCACUGCCAGUCGACGUCACACCAUCACCACCACCAUCAUAACCAACAUCAACAGCAACAACAGCAGCAGCAGCAGCAGCAUCAGUCGCAACAAAAGCAACACAAACAACAAAAACAACACCGAAAUCGCAAAAAUUAAGUCGAUAGAGAGAGAGCGACCGAAAACAAUGCAGGAGGGAGUGGUCCUUUUCAAUAGCGGAAAACCCUUUCCCAAUGUUAAUUCGGAUUUUUGUUUUCGCUGAAUAUCCGCAAUCGGAUCUACAUAUAUAACCUAACUACAAACAGACAUUAGAACAUACAUGAAUAUGUAUAAGCGUACUAGCCCGUAUUAGUAUUUGUGAAGAAGUUUGAGAAUCUAAACGUUUUGCCCCACCCAACUAGCUAGGAAAGGACGAGAGAGGAAUAGUAGACAAAAAAAAAGAAGUAAAA